Rhinichthys klamathensis goyatoka is the source of this 724-nucleotide messenger RNA. RefSeq lists its product as uncharacterized. Bases 86 to 724 code for a protein of 212 amino acids. The record is from RefSeq and is a predicted model, not a curated record. NCBI's taxonomy places the organism in Eukaryota, Metazoa, Chordata, Actinopteri, Cypriniformes, Leuciscidae. The transcript is spliced from 5 exons.
GCAAAAAAGUAUACUUGCCUGGAUAAAAGAUAUAGUAAACCACUUUUGGUUUGCUUGUCAACUUGCAGACAACAGAGAUGAGUUUAUGGGUGUGUGGCGAGGUGUACUCCACCAUGUCAGUGGAGUACAUGAAUGGGCCCUUGGCAGAUGCCUCCAUGGGCCUUUGGGUGAUGAAAGAGAGGUCAUACCCCCUGGAUCUACAGCACAUGUGGCUCUGUCACAAAUAGUGCUCAACCGCAGAUGGCUCAAGGAUAUUGAGAAGUUUCUCACCUUCCGGACAACUUCACAACUAGAAUCCUUCCAAAACCACAUACUCAUGUAUGCUGGCAAGCGGUUUGCCUUUUCAUUUGAAGCCUAUGAAGCCAGGACAUUUCUUGCGGCGUUGGACUACAACCACCACAACAACCGGCCUGUACAUGUCAACAACAAAGGCCAAGUGAUGCAAAAAAGACUGUACAGCAAGAAGUCACAGCGCUAUCGGGUACAAGCAGUGAAAGAGGCAAAAGUCUAUAGUUACAUCCCUGACCUGCUUAUGAAAAUUCUAGGAUUACGACUUCAGUCUGCAGGAGGACUCCCAAGAAAACGAAGCUACAGACCAGAUAACCCUCGGUUACUGGGACCCCUGUCUGGCAUUGUGCCCCCUCCUACAGCAGAUCUGGUGCAGUCACAGGUCCAAAGAGGGCAGGAAUACAGUGUUGUGAAUGUGGGAUUCGCCGCGCUGUGA